Molecule: messenger RNA, 3615 nt
Organism: Cinara cedri
Lineage: Eukaryota; Metazoa; Arthropoda; Insecta; Hemiptera; Aphididae
Source: the annotation of a GenBank genome assembly
AUGAGUAAUCGGCGUCCAAUCGAUUACAUUCAAAAGCCGUCGGAACCCAGCCAGCCGCCGACUAAACCUCCUACUGCCGAAGCGCAAUCGUCUAGUUCGGGGACACGUUCAGAUACAGAAACUUCAAAUUUGACGAAUCUUUUCGAGGCACAAUUACACGUUGAUAAAAAUCCGACCGAUGCGGACGGAAAUCGACGUCGAGAUCUAUGGACACCGGGUAAGACCGAUAUCUAUUGUUAUAAUAUUAUUAUGCAGUGUCGAAUGGGUUUUUACUCCGGCUGUCGGAGCUGGUUUGUUUUUUUUUUUUCAAACUAUUUUUUAUACCCGAGCGUUCUACGCCAAGAGUUGCGUGUGUCGUCGGUCACUGUGACUGUCGACUGACGAGUCGGUCGACACUGUACGGCCAACAAAUUGGUAAUAUUUUUUUGUUGAUUUUACAACUGGUUUUUCGUAGUGCACCCAACUACGUCUGCUGCACUAGACUAGGCAUUUUCGGGAUUUAUCGGUGCAACGUGAACUGUACAGGUACUGCGGAUCGGACGAACCGCCUUGGCCCGUCCGUCCGGCAGACGACCGAUCGACAAACGGUUCGCGUUCGCCAUUUUUACGUUGUGUCAUUUCCGCGAAAGAACCGCCGCGUGAUAAGGACGGACGGAUGGAUGGUGGGAAAUGUAUAAAUAUAAAUCGCUGACGGAAAUGGCCGGCGUGCGAAUGUUCGGUAAUCUUAUUAAAAAAAAAAAUCGUCGGCAUUCUUAUAGAAAAUAGGUAUCGGUAAUCGUUAUGGUAUUCCGGAAUCGGGCGUACGCAUUAAUAUUGUGGCGGCGGUUACAGUGGCGGCUAUGUCGAUAAACAUAACGGGUGCUCACUUAAAACGGACUAGUGUACCCCUUAUAGUAUUUCGGGUAAUCCGGCAGAUUACUCAUCUCGUAAAAAACGUUUUCACCUACCGACAUUCAAAGUUUAUUUUAAUGGGGUUUUCAAUUCUUUUACAAUUGGCCGUAUAAAAAUCGGUUAGGUUUUUAAAUGUAUUCACUUCACAUCAGUGUGGGUGGCGUAACUAGAGGGGGGGGGGAGUGAUGUGGGCGAUAUAUCAUACCCACAAAACCUAUUUUUUUUCUACGUUAAAUGUUAAUAUUGACAUUAUCUAUAUAUAAUAAAAUAUUAAUAUUACUAAUGACGAAUACUCAAAUCACUCCCCAAAAUAAGUUCCUAGUUACUCAACUGCUUUACACAUGCCGAUAUACUAUAAUUUAUACUCUAUAAAUUACUUACUAAAUUACUAAAUACUAAGUACGCGUGAAUACAUUGUAUUAUGUGUGGAUUUGUAUGUGUGUUGAUAAUACAAACAUAUGUAUUCAUACGACCAAAAUAUGUACAUGAAUUUGCGUUAAAUUACUCUAAAUAUAUUCUUAACCUUGCUUAUUUGAUUUUUGUUCUUAGUGAAAUUAUGUCGUUCUGGAAAUAUUAUUUUAAAAAUUAUUAUUUACAUAAAAAAAUUGAUACAAAUUAAUAAUAAUUACUUAAAAAUAAAUUUAUUAUUAACCAAUUUGAUUACAAUGAAUUACAAUAUGCAUUUAUAAUUUUAAAACACAAAUUAACGUCGAUCGAGUUUCUAUUUAUAGUUUGGAAAUAUCAUUAUCACAAUACAAUCUUAUCAUUUAUGUUGACUGUUAUCACGUAGAUUUUUGUUUCCACCCGUCUUAGGCCAUAGACAUAAUAGAUUCAUUUAUAAUCUAAUAUUCUAUUAAUCUAUAUAGGAUGAUAUAGUAUUAUGUAUUUAUGUCUAUGUAAAAUCAAAGAACUUGUGAGUUGAAACUGGAUGUCCGAGACCUAAUAGUUACAACACACAAUUACGAACGGAGUGCUUGAGCACAUUUUCAGAUGCGCGGUAGCCGCCACUGAUUGUUGAUUUACCCUCUGCGGUACGAACCCAUAACGUUAUUUGCCGUAAUGUUAUGCAUUUUCCGCGGGGGAGGUAGGCAUAAGUGGCGUAGUGGCGGUCAGGAGUAAAUGGGUUAAAGGUCGCAAGGACAUCGUCGGUGCAUUAUAAUAUCAUACAGGCACCACUUUGCUCGCCCGAUCGAAAAAUGUUUACGCCGGGUUCCCGGAUAAUCGGUCGAAUAUUCGUAAGCUUUUAUCGAUAGCCCUAAGCCGAAAAACAAAUUUUAGUUAUGCACAUCGUCUGAAACCGUGGUAUAGAUACGUAUAUGCAUAUAUAUGUAUACAAACAUUAUGUACUUGUCUUGCUUACCCGUACACAAUAGGAUUAUGUACAAAUCUCCGUUUCAGAUUGACGGGUGUUUUUUUUUUUUUUUUCCCGAUACACGCAUACAUGUUAUAGGUAUUAUGAACGACGUAAUAAAAACGAGAAAAAAAAAAUCGGUUUUAUUCACAGUCCAACCAGGCGACCGCGAAUAUAAUUAUCAUUAUUGUUGAAGUUCGACGGCGCGUUAUGCACAUCGUACAAUUGUACUGUUUGUAUGCGCAUUUGUGUAACGUCAUAAUUGUUAUAAUCUAGCGACAACCGGCCGACGUGAAGUCAUUUACGUUUUCGUAUAGGAAUAAAUUCAUUACGGUCGGACGUUUGUCGGAUUCGAAGUUGCGUAAGAAUAAUUCGGUUUGUAAUGAUUCCGAUAAAAAAAAAAACAAAAAAACAACAUCAUCACGGCCGAAUGUAGUCUCUUCUUGAAUGUUAUCUGUACGCGACCCGUAGAAUAUUAUGCGCCUGCCUGUAAUACGUAUUAUACGUAUAAUAGUGUAUGUUUUACUAGAAGGCUUUUUCAGACCAACUCCCAAACGAUACCUACCCACUAUAAUACGCAUUUCCAUUUGAAUACGAUGCCGAACCGCGUACACAAAUACGAGUGCCUACUGGGUAGGUACAGAUAUAUAGGUGCAGAUGUAAUCCUCGUCGUUGUAAUUCGUACAGCGCAUUUCGUAUUAUUCAUAGAAACCAACGAUGUCGGACGAAAUAAAAAUCGUUAUUUAUUUAUACCGCGGUAGACGAAACCGUUUAUGAAACCACGUCGAAUCAGAAAAAUUAUAUUUUUUUUUAAUGUAUGCAAUGUGUGUACGCGUGUAUGUAUGUGAGUGUGUGUGUGUGUGUGUGUGUGUGUAUGAAUGAAUCGAAAAACAUAUUUCAUCGUUGCGUUUACCGAGAUCGGAUCGAUUCAAAAACGAAAAAAAUAAAAACAAACAAACAACCGGAGUCCGGAUUUUAUAGGUCCGUCACCGUGACGCCUGUAAAAUCGUCCUAUCGACUUCGGACCAACAUAAUUUUUAUGUACCCUAUUUUUAUCCUUUUGUAUCCCUUAAAAAAAAAAAAAAAAAAAUGUAUUUACUUUGAUUUAAAACGGUAUUUUAAAUACGGGUACUGAGGAGACCGUCUCUUAUCAAAGGUCAGCUAAAAAUCAUAGAUUUUGGACUUAUGCUAUUUUUUCGUACCCGAUUUUUAUACAUAUGAACCAAUUUCAAAAAUAAUUGUAUCCUCAUUCAGUUGGGCAUAAAAGCAGACCGUCUCCCCAGCAACGUCGCAACAUUCACCCUGAUAGCCAGGGCAAAGCUUCGGGAAACGGCCUCUCGUGCUAUUUUGUUAUUUGCUCUAUUGAAAAUUAA